AUGUUCCAGCACCUGGACUACAACAACUUGGCCCACCCAAGAUCAACAAUGAGCGAUGGGGACUUGAACGUCGACAACCUCAUCACGCGACUUCUCGAAGUGAGGGGAUGCCGCCCGGGCAAGACCGUCUCGAUGACGGAGAGCGAGAUCAAGGCGCUGUGCAUCAAGUCGAGGGAGAUAUUCCUCUCGCAGCCGAUCCUGCUCGAGCUCGAGGCGCCGCUCAAGAUAUGCGGUGACAUCCACGGCCAGUUCAACGACCUGCUGCGCCUGUUCGAGUAUGGAGGAUUCCCGCCCGAAGCCAACUAUCUCUUCCUCGGCGACUACGUCGAUCGCGGAAAGCAGAGCUUGGAGACAAUUUGUCUGCUCUUGGCCUACAAAGUCAAGUACCCGGAGAACUUCUUCCUGCUGCGCGGCAACCACGAGUGCGCCUCCAUCAACCGCAUCUACGGAUUCUACGACGAGUGCAAGCGGCGCUUCUCGAUAAAGCUGUGGAAGACGUUCACCGACUGUUUCAACUGCUUACCGAUCGCCGCGCUCAUCGACGAGAAGAUCUUCUGCUGCCACGGAGGGCUGUCGCCCGAUCUGCAGAACAUGGAACAAAUCCGUCGCAUCAUGCGCCCGACCGAUGUCCCGGACACGGGACUUCUUUGUGAUCUGCUGUGGUCGGACCCGGACAAGGACGUGCAAGGCUGGGGCGAGAACGACCGUGGCGUCUCCUUCACGUUCGGCCCGGAUGUCGUCGCCAAGUUCCUCAACCGCCACGACCUCGACUUGAUCUGCCGCGCGCAUCAGGUUGUCGAGGACGGCUACGAGUUCUUCGCGAAACGCCAACUGGUGACGCUCUUCUCGGCCCCGAACUACUGCGGCGAAUUCGACAACGCGGGCGGCAUGAUGAGCGUCGACGAAACCCUGAUGUGCUCCUUCCAGGUUUCGCCUCUGCGCGCCGGAAAGGGCCGCCGUUGGAUGGCCGCGGAUUUAUUCGAGGCCCCAGCAGCCGUUUUCACCCCAGCAUCAGCCCCACUUCUCCUUGGCACCGACGUCCGGAAGCUCAGCAACUUCCGGGUGCUGCAAAGCUCGAGCGCCCCGAGGGACAGGUCCACUUCAGCUGGUACCGGGUCGAGGGCGCAGCGCAAGAAGUUCAAGAAGAGUAGAAGUAACGGCAGUAGAAGAUCGACUGACAUGGAGACGAUAGGCCAUGGCAUAUCGCACCUAUUCAAGGCCGGCCGUCCACACAUCAACGGGGACGCGCUGAUAGCGCGUGAGCCGAAGGAAAAGAUGAACGCUCUCGUCAUUAAUUCUACAGCUCUGUACUUGAAGCGCCUGAAUGGUGAUAGUAAGCCAAGCCCCUCUGGCGCCCUGGUCGGCUACUCGGAUUCCGAGGAAUCAGAUGAUGCCGAAGAGGAGCCGCCGAAGCGACAAAACAGCCUGCCGAAGCUCCACGGCACAACCUCACCGAAGACGGCACAGCCUCGAUUGUCAAAUGGUCACGCGGAGCCGCCGAUUACUCCAAAGAAAAUCAACGGAAUUCAAGCACCAGAAACACCACCGGCGAGCCCGGCAACGCCUAGUAGCCCAAAGAAAUUGGACGGGACUGCCGAACGUGUCUAUGGUCCACAACUACCGCCGCACUUUGUCAAAGCUCAAGCGGCGUCCUGUUCACGGGAGCCGGAAGUGAACGGCGAGUCGGUCCCCAAACGACACAGCCUCGACAGCAAGCUGAUGGCCCCACGGUCACUACUGGGCAAACAGGCAGCAACCAACGGCCACGUCAACCAGAAGCUGGUCUACGCGGCGACGAACGGCAGCUCGAACAAGGAGAACGGGCACGGCAAGCUCACCGAGCGUCCAAAUGGGCUAUUCCAGCAGAAGCGGCCGCUUGAGCAUAAACCAGAAGACCCUCCAAACCAGCGACGGCGCCUGCUGUCCGAGCGUGGCGAGGAAGCCCAAAAGCAUCCCAUCCUGGACCGCGCCGGUCGCUGCACGCGCGGUGCCGGUCUCGUCAACCAUCGCAACGACUGCUUCAUGAAUUCCUGCCUGCAGAUUGUUAUCCACACGGCGCCGCUGGCCCGCUUCGUCCACGACCACGUCGCAAUCUUUCAAACGGGAUGUCCAAGCCCGUGUCUGCUUUGCAUGCUGAAACGCCAGGUCACCGAGUCUUUCAACUCGUCGCACGCCAUCCGCAACCAGAUGAUGAACGCUUCUAGAUGGGUCUGCCGGCGUUGUCAGCACGAGUCGAACGGGUACGAGCGGAUGCGGGUGCUGGAGCUAGGAAUGGAUAAGUGGAAACAAACGAGCGUCAAGGAGUUGAUUGCCCGUUUCUUCCGCACCGAGCAGCUGAACGACUACAAAUGUGAAAAGUGUGCUUUCCGCGGCGCCUACUCCAGAACUGCUCAACUGCUACGACCACCGGCCGUGCUCGUCCUCCUCAUCCAGCGCUUCUCCGUCCUGCGCAAGGUCCACGAGCGCGUCUUCAUGGAUCACGAGCUCGAUCUCGAGAGCCAGCUCGUCGACUGGGGCCAAGAUCGUGACAUCCACGGGCCGGCGCGCUAUCGGCUUCGCGGCAUCAUCGAGCACCAUGGUUGCACGAUCGGCAGCGGACACUACCAGGCCUACCACACCGACGUGACCGGGCAGCAAUGGUUCAGCUUCGACGACGAGAUUGUUGAGAUCCUGAAAAAGUCGAUGGCGAGACCGUUGGCCGUUCCCGGGCAGCGGAAAAACGGCCAGAUGAUCAACUUCAACCCCAAACCUUAUGUCCCAGAAGAGAUACCGCGGCUGUGCGGCGGCUCCCAGUUGGACACGGAGACGCACAGCUACAUCGUGGCCGGGUCCCUGGGCUGCGGCAGCUUCGGCGAGGUGUGGCUGGUACGCGACCGGAAAUCGCAAGAGCUCGUCGCCAUGAAGGUCGAGCAUAUGGGGAGGACCGGGAAUGCGAUGCGGCUGCACAACGAGGUGCAAAUUCUGCAGGACUGCAACAAGCAACCCGCGGCCCGCCGGAAGCACUUUCUCAAGUUCAUCGACCUCGGCCGCUCGAACAAGCUGUUCCGGCGGUUUCUGGUGAUGGAGCUCGCCUCACUCUCGCUGGGCACCAUCCGCGAGAUGGGGCUAGGCGCCACCGCCGACAAGUUCAGCCCGUCCACCUCUCUGCAGGUCGCCAAGCAGCUGUUGCAAGGGCUUUGGGACCUGCACGACGUCGGCUACAUUCACCGCGACCUGAAGUUGCAAAAUACGGCCGUCGGGUUUGGAGAGCGCGAGAAGAUCGUCUACCUGCUCGAUUUUGGCAUCGGACGGCGGUGGUGUGAGAAGGAGAAGGAUCCCCACGGGAAGCACAUCCACCGACGCGAGCGCAUCUUUGCAAAGCAGAUCGGCACGAAUAGAUUUCUAUCGCGCAACUGCCAUCAAGACAAGGACCAGUCACGACGCGACGAUAUUGAGAUCUGGCUCUACGUGCUGCUCGAUUUGUACCUGGGAGGGAAGUUUUUUAUUCGGCGGUUCGAGCCGGGGCUGCCCACGUGGAAGGUGCGGAUGUUCAGCAGCGAUCCUGAAGGGUGGCCGUACGGAUUCCCUAAAGAAUUUCACCUGAUAUGCGUGUGGAUCGACGCGCUGCAGUACGCCGAUCAACCGCCAUAUCAGAAGAUUAUGGACCACGUGGAUCAUGUGGCGGCCGUCUACAAGCUGGACAUGAACGAGAAGCUCGACUGGGAGGGCAAGAUCACCGACGAGCAUCGCUACGGAGCCAUCAAGAAGACCGUGGAAGAGGAGGCGGAGCGGCGGCGAAAGGCUGAAGAGGAGAAGGGCCUCAUCGAGGAGGAGAAGCGCCGCAGCGAGGAGGAGAAGCGCCGCAUCCAGGAGGAGAACAAGCGCGUCAACGACAGCGAGCCCACCGAGCCCGAUGAGCUGGAGAAAAGGAGAAAAGAUCGGCUCAAGGACGAAUUCGGC
Mesorhabditis spiculigera is the source of this 3939-nucleotide messenger RNA. The record is from the annotation of a GenBank genome assembly. NCBI's taxonomy places the organism in Eukaryota, Metazoa, Nematoda, Chromadorea, Rhabditida, Rhabditidae.